Messenger RNA from Solanum verrucosum, 1019 nucleotides. RefSeq names its product transcription factor MYB78-like. The transcript has 3 exons. Gene Ontology annotation, cellular component: nucleus. Lineage: Eukaryota; Viridiplantae; Streptophyta; Magnoliopsida; Solanales; Solanaceae. Gene Ontology annotation, biological process: regulation of DNA-templated transcription. Gene Ontology annotation, molecular function: sequence-specific DNA binding; DNA-binding transcription factor activity. The record is from RefSeq and is a predicted model, not a curated record. Bases 16 to 990 code for a protein of 324 amino acids.
AAAAAAAAAGUUUAGAUGGAAUAUCAUGGUCAGAAAAUUGAAGUUGAUUCAGGACGAGGACGAGAAGGAAGACAAGGAGAUUGUAAUGAAAAUAAUCAAGAAAUUAAGGAGGAAGAUGUUGUUAUGGAUCUUCGAAGGGGUCCAUGGACCGUUGAAGAAGACUUUACACUUAUCAAUUUUAUUGCUCAUCAUGGUGAAGGUCGUUGGAAUUCCCUUGCCCGUUGUGCUGGUUUGAAGAGAACAGGGAAAAGUUGUAGAUUAAGAUGGCUUAAUUAUCUUCGACCAGAUGUUCGACGUGGCAAUAUUACUCUUGAAGAACAACUCUUGAUUCUUGAAUUGCAUUCUCGUUGGGGCAAUCGUUGGUCUAAAAUCGCUCAACAUCUCCCCGGAAGAACAGACAAUGAGAUAAAAAAUUAUUGGCGAACUCGAGUACAAAAGCAUGCAAAACAACUCAAAUGUGACGUGAACAGCAAGCAAUUCAAAGAUACCAUGAAGUAUCUUUGGAUGCCAAGGUUAGCCGAAAGAAUACAAGCCGCCGCCGCGGCUACAUCCAACCCAACGGCGGCUUCUUCCUCCGGCCCCACCACCACCACCACAUAUAUCCAAAAUCAAGAAAUUCAACAUCCACUACCAAACAUGAAUCAUCAUGUGCCUGAAUACUUACCUAUCCAACUGAUGAAUAUUGAGAAAACAAACAAUCUUAAUUAUUCAGCAACUUCAGCGUCAUCGGAUAAUUACUCAUCCGACCUAACUGAUGGUUGCUACAAUUUCUCAAUUAACCAAAGCAAUAAUCAAGAUCAUUCUCAAGUUAAUCAAAGUACUAAUCAAUUUUGCUAUGGAGAAUCCACAAUUAAUCCCACAAGUUAUAAUUUUCACCCUGGAUUUCAAGGAUUCCAAGAAGUGGAUCAACAAAACAAUACACAAUGGAUGGAAAAUCCAUGGAAUAUUGAAGAUGUGUGCUUCUUACAACAAUUGAACAAUGAGAUGUGAUACAAAUAUAGUAUCCAAAAGUACCUCAA